Messenger RNA from Purpureocillium takamizusanense, 1037 nucleotides. RefSeq names its product NADH:ubiquinone oxidoreductase 24 (gene NUO24). The coding region runs from base 109 to 891 and encodes 260 amino acids. The record is from RefSeq and is a predicted model, not a curated record. Gene Ontology annotation, molecular function: NADH dehydrogenase activity. The transcript has 3 exons. NCBI's taxonomy places the organism in Eukaryota, Fungi, Ascomycota, Sordariomycetes, Hypocreales, Ophiocordycipitaceae.
CCAUCCCAGACGUCCCACGUCCCCCGUCGCCGCCCCAAUUGACGUCGUCGUCGCGAAUCCCGCCUCUGCCACCACCACCGCCUCCCCCCCCGACAAUUGGCGAGCAAGAUGACGCCCUUCCUCCUGCGCGCCUCCCUGCGGACGGCCUCGCGCGCCGCCGGCCGCCGCGUCCAGGCCCGCGCCAUGUCCGUCACGGCCUGCCGACCGAGCGACACCCUCCAAGUGCACCGGAAUAGCGCCAACAACAACCCCGACAUCCCCUUCAAGUUCAACAAGCAAAACGAGACGGUCAUCGCCGAGAUCCUCAAGCGGUACCCGGAGCAGUACAAAAAGGCCGCCGUCAUGCCCCUGCUCGACCUCGGCCAGCGCCAGCACGGCUUCACCAGCAUCAGCGUCAUGAACGAGGUCGCCCGCCUGCUCGAGAUGCCCCCGAUGCGCGUCUACGAGGUCGCCUCCUUCUACACCAUGUACAACCGCACCCCGGUCGGCAAGUUCUUUGUCCAGGCCUGCACCACGACCCCCUGCCAACUAGGCGGCUGCGGCUCCGACGCCAUUGUCAAGGCCAUCACCUCCCACCUCGGCAUCAAGCAGGGCGAGACCACCGCCGACGGCCUCUUCACCUUCAUCGAGGUCGAGUGUCUCGGCGCCUGCGUCAACGCCCCCAUGAUCCAGAUCAACGACGACUACUACGAGGACCUCACCCCCGAGACCACCGUCGCCCUGCUCAAGGCCCUCAAGGAGAGCGCCUCCGCCGUCGGCUCCUCCUCCGCCUCCGCAAAGGUUCCCGCCCCGGGCCCGCUUACCGGCAGGCAGACGUGCGAGAAUAGCAACGGCCAGACGAACCUGUUGGAAGAGCCGUGGGGCGCCGAGAAGACGAGGUCGGACCUGUAGAAGGGGAGACACUGUGCUGUUGGAGCAAGGUAAACGUAAAGGAUGCGGGAGGGAGGAGACGUGCAUGGGGUCAUGAAAUCGGCUACGAAGAGCGCCGACUUCAUUGUACAUAACAUUGUUAAAAUACCACCAGGUAUAGACGAGGU